AUUAUCUAUUCUUCAGUGUACAUCACAGAUUCUUCUUCUUCGCAUACUCGUUAUCCGUGAAACAGGGGAAGACCGCCACGCACAGCCACCCAAACUCCAUUUUCCGACUUCCAACUGCCCGUGCAUUACUCGUCCCCGUUCUUUUUAGAGCACCGCUUCUCCGUGAAAGCUCAUCGUUUAGUGCGGCCUUUGCUUCAACGAAAAAGUGCAACCUUUUGCUUCCGAUCCGCUCAAAAUCUACUCAAGUUUCAACCUAUUCUUCGAGGAGGAAGAAUAAGAAGAUAGACCCUGACAGGAGAGGAAAGGUGAGUGUAGUAGAGGAGAAUGGCAGUUACCUUUGCAGCAAGUAUGUGUUCCAUCACAAGUUCUAAAACGCCUCAAGAGAUCAAAAGAUUUGACAUUGAAGAUAAACUGCAAUCCAGGUCUAAUAUUGCACUGCUUCCUCUUGAAGCUUUGAACCGCAGGCACCUUACAAUUAGUAUUGGCACUUCAUUGGUUGCGAUAACAUGUUGUUACGGUUUAUCACCGUUAUUGGUAUGGGCUGAAGAGAAGUCAGAUCAGAAAGAGGAGAAUGAUAAUGGUGUUAUUGGGGCCGUCAAAUCGUUAUUUGAUCCCAAUGAGAAGACAAAGUCGGGAAAGGUUUUGCCAAAAGCUUACAUAAAGUCAGCAAAAGAAGUGGUGAAAACACUGCGUGAGUCAUUAAAUGAAGUCCUUGACGAUAAUGCCAAGUUUAGAAGGACUGCAGAUGCGGCAAAGGAGUCGAUUCGGGAGUAUCUUGGUAGUUGGAGUGGAAACCAGACUGUUGCUCAAGAAGAAUCAUAUGUUGCUUUAGUAAAAGCAGUAAGAUCUUUGGCAAACUUUUACUCAAGGUCAGGACCAUCAGCCGCAUUGCCGGAAGAAGUGAAGUCUGAAAUAUUAAAUUAUCUGAAUACUGCUGAAGAUUCUUUGUAGAAAAUCCUACAAAAUGUAUUAUAGAAACUAAUCAAACUUGUGUUUUUUCUAUUCUUUUAUCUUAUGAAAUAUAUUUACCAAGUUUUUGUUGAUGAUUAAUGUGCUUUGUGCCAGGCUCUUACCAAGUUUUUGUUGAUGAUUAAUGUGCUUUGUGCCAGGCUCUUACCAAGUUUUUGUUGAUGAUUAAUGUGCUUUGUGCCAGGCUCUAGAUGUAUGGUGGAAUAGAGUAGAAUAGAGAACCAGCACUUAAUCCACCUACCUCAUAUGUCGCCAUACCUUUUCCACAAAUUCAUUCUACAAAUUAUACAAGUUCUCAUAUUAGCAUUGCCCCAAACAAAGAACUUGGAUGAACAUAUACAGUAUUCAAUUUUACUUUGAAUGACAUUAAAUAAUUACUUACAAGUUGUUAAUAUGAUCGAGAAUUGAUUUACUUA
Molecule: messenger RNA, 1385 nt
Organism: Vicia villosa (hairy vetch)
Lineage: Eukaryota; Viridiplantae; Streptophyta; Magnoliopsida; Fabales; Fabaceae
Product: photosystem II D1 precursor processing protein PSB27-H2, chloroplastic-like
Exons: 4
Coding region: 325-951 (208 amino acids)
Biological process (GO): photosystem II assembly; photosystem II repair
Cellular component (GO): chloroplast thylakoid lumen; photosystem II
Source: RefSeq, a predicted model, not a curated record